GGCUGCAAGCUGGUGGAAAAUACCCAGGAGGCGGUGUGUCCGCCGGAGCCGGCCGAGGAGGCCACAGAGGCAAUAAACCAUGCUUAUCUGGGCGUCUGCUGCUCCAUCCUGCUUUGUCUGCGGAGGGGGCACCGGGGCCGGGCCCAGGACGGGAGGAAGGCCAGACGUCCCCCAGGAUCCUACCUCUCCAGGUCACUGGGACACUCCCUGGACCCCCCGGACAGACCCCAGAGCUGAAGCCUGGGACAGCCCAGCCUGAGGUCUCCUCCCAGACAGCAUGGUCCAGCCUGACGCCUGGGAAAUGUAUGGACAUCCUUGGAGGUGCCGCUUCCGGGAGUGGGUCUGCGAUUUCUUUCAGUGCAGGGGCCGAUGUCCCAGGCCAGGAGAGUCACGCUGCUCAUCCCCCUGGGGGAGCCCCUGGUACAGGAGGAGAAGCGCUGAGUGGGGGGGCUGGCUGUAUGUCCCCUCACCACUGCCCCGAGGUCUCCGCUGGUGGCCCGAGCAUCCUCUGGAAGCCCUGGGAAUUCAGGACCCCUUAGGUAAGUCUGUGGCUGGGAAACCUGAUGCGAAGCGCCCGGCGGGGCGAGGCGGUGUGCGGCAGGCGCGCCCCUGGGGAAGGUCCGUCGGGCUCUCAGCGCGACCGCAGGUCUCCUCCGGGCCGGCCAGUGAAGAUGCAGCUUCCUGCUCAGACAGCAGCUCCCUUCUGGGACUGGAGCUUGUCGGCGACUGGGUUUCAAGGGCCGCGAUGGGGCGGGGCUCUAGGCCCGCCCCGCCCACAGCGGACGAAGCUUCCCGGGAGCCGCGGAGCGGGCCGGAGCACGGCCGGGCCGGCCGCGGGGGCGGCGUGGAGCUGAGCGCGAAUCCGAGUGCGUUCGUCCAGCAGUGCGUGGACGGGGCGCUCAGAUCGCGGAACCCCGAGCUCCGCCGGAGCCCAUCCCGCAGCCUGGCGUCCGGGCCUCCAAGACCCAGUGUCUCCCCGCACUCGUAGGCUGGCUACG
This is a messenger RNA of Phyllostomus hastatus (greater spear-nosed bat), 998 nucleotides long. RefSeq lists its product as uncharacterized. The transcript is spliced from 3 exons. NCBI's taxonomy places the organism in Eukaryota, Metazoa, Chordata, Mammalia, Chiroptera, Phyllostomidae. The record is from RefSeq and is a predicted model, not a curated record. Bases 278 to 988 code for a protein of 236 amino acids.